Molecule: messenger RNA, 3907 nt
Organism: Nannospalax galili (Upper Galilee mountains blind mole rat)
Lineage: Eukaryota; Metazoa; Chordata; Mammalia; Rodentia; Spalacidae
Gene: Pip5k1b
Product: phosphatidylinositol-4-phosphate 5-kinase type 1 beta
Exons: 15
Coding region: 1548-3167 (539 amino acids)
Biological process (GO): phosphatidylinositol metabolic process
Molecular function (GO): phosphatidylinositol kinase activity
Source: RefSeq, a predicted model, not a curated record
AGAAUUUCUAUGUCAGGUUCCUGCGGAUGCCCUUGAAUUCAGUGUAGUAAUAUUUUCGGACUUUUUAUCAAUAAGUGUGUUGAAGCAUACAUUUUACGCUGCUAAUAUGUCUAAAUACAUAUGUUAUCCCUUGAUUUUUUAAAUAAUUGAGAGCUCUAUUUAUUUAUGGGAUUAUUAAGUGCUGAUGAAAAUAUAAAUGUUGAAUUUCAGUUUAGUAAACUGAUGUUUUAAAAUUCCAUACUUCAUGGCCACACUAAUUUUUAAUGUUUUUAGUGGUUACUAAUUUCCAGUUGUUGAAGAACUUACCUAUUUACAGCUUAAAAGAAUAGCUAUUUCAACCCAGUGGUUGUCUGUUUUACCCAGUAGUCCUUGGAUAUUUAACUUCCUAGGUACAAAAGUGGGUGGGAGGGGGAAAUGACAGAAAAAGAAAUUAUAAAAUUUUGCAGCGAGUCUUUUAAAAUUAAGUAUAGAGGAGUAAACACUGAAGAAAAACAUUUUCUAACGAAAUUUUAAUAGUACUCUAGUAUUGCUAAUAUAACUACGUAAAGCCUAAAGUUUUCUAUUUGAAAAUAUUAACCAGAAAGUGCAUUCUCUUGGGUAUGAUUCUGAAAGAGCAGUGGGAGAGUGCCUUGCAAUCUUGGCUCACUGCGUAUUGGCUAUGGCAAGGUUCUUUGUACCACCUUGAACUCCAAACAUUUUUCCAAUGUAAAUGUGUAGGAAGCCCUGUUGAACUUCAGCACCGCACCCAGACAGGCAAUAUUCACUCAGUCGUUGAUAGACUUUAAACUAUCCAGUUGUGCCUCAGUUCUUAAAAUUCCUGGCAAUGAGAAGCCAGAGCAGGUUUUGGCUGCUUUUCUGCUCUGCCCAUCUGUCACCUUCGUAGUUUUCCCUCCUUCAGGAAGGAAGCAGCUGUUUCCCUGCCAACAGGUACUUCCUUCCCACCUCCCACCAAACUAGGGCACUAUUAAACAAAGGUGCACCGUGACUCGGGUUUCUGACUAUGAAGCAACAGGACUGAGUUGGUUAACUCUGUGGUCAGAGCUACAGCUGGAGUUGACAACCUUGCAAAUGUUAGUUAUUAAAGGCCCAUGAUUCGCAAGAGAAAAAUCAGUGGAGAGUCACACAGUAAAUCAUUAUUUAACAUAGGUUUUGUUAAAGGUAGAAUUAUGGAGUGCCCUUUUCUUUUACAAUUAAGACAAGAAUAUUAUUUCCUUAUAAUACCUCAUGUAUCCUAGGUAGGUAGAUAGGUAGAUUGAUAGGUAGGUAGGUAGGCAGGUAGACCAAAAGGAAAAAGUUAAAAAAAAAAAAAAAACUUUAAAGACUGUGACAGAGUCCCUAAUUAACUCUUUAAAGCUAUUGCCUACGGACUUUUAACAAUUAUGUGGAGUUUUUGCAACUAUGAGAAUAAAUGGAACUGGUCAACUCUUGACAGUUGCCUCAAGGUUCAGUGAAAUGACGUCAAGGGAACCUGGGGGGAAGCAGUGUCAAUAAUGAAUAGGCCACCCAUCACUACCAACUGCAGAUGACUUGCCGUUUCAUUUACAAAGAUGUCGUCAGCUGCUGAAAAUGGAGAUGCAGUACCUGGAAAGCAAAAUGAAGAGAAGACUUACAAAAAGACUGCAUCAUCAGCUAUUAAAGGUGCUAUUCAGCUGGGAAUAGGAUACACAGUGGGGAAUCUCACUUCCAAGCCAGAGCGAGAUGUUCUCAUGCAAGACUUUUACGUGGUGGAAAGUGUGUUCCUACCCAGUGAAGGGAGCAAUCUGACCCCUGCACAUCACUAUCCAGACUUCAGAUUUAAGACCUAUGCUCCGCUAGCCUUCCGGUACUUCAGAGAACUCUUUGGAAUCAAGCCUGAUGAUUACUUGUACUCCAUCUGCAGUGAACCUCUGAUAGAACUGUCCAACCCUGGAGCCAGUGGAUCCUUGUUUUUCUUGACCAGUGAUGAUGAAUUUAUCAUCAAAACCGUUCAGCAUAAAGAAGCGGAGUUCCUGCAGAAGCUGCUGCCAGGGUAUUACAUGAAUUUAAACCAGAAUCCAAGGACUCUUCUGCCAAAGUUCUAUGGGCUAUAUUGCAUGCAGUCGGGGGGCAUAAACAUUCGGAUUGUGGUGAUGAACAACGUGUUGCCCCGCGCCAUGAGGAUGCACUUGACCUAUGACCUGAAAGGCUCCACCUACAAGCGAAGAGCAUCCCGGAAAGAGAGAGAGAAACCCAACCCCACGUUUAAGGACCUGGAUUUCCUACAAGACAUGCACGAGGGCCUGUACUUUGAUACAGAAACAUACAAUGCACUCAUGAAGACCCUUCAGAGAGACUGCCGGGUGCUUGAAAGCUUCAAGAUUAUGGACUACAGCCUUUUGCUGGGCAUCCACAUCUUGGAUCACCCCCUUAAAGACAAAGAAGAGCCCUUAGAAAAUGCGCCUGAUGCAAAGCGACCUGGGAUGCAGAAAGUCCUCUAUUCCACAGCCAUGGAAUCUAUCCAGGGUCCUGGGAAGUCUGCAGAUGGGAUCAUCCCAGAGAACCCAGACACAAUGGGAGGCAUUCCAGCUAAAAGCCAUAAGGGAGAAAAACUACUUUUAUUUAUGGGCAUUAUUGAUAUUCUACAGUCAUAUAGGUUGAUGAAGAAGUUAGAACAUUCCUGGAAAGCUCUUGUUUAUGAUGGGGACACUGUUUCAGUUCAUAGACCAAGUUUUUAUGCAGAUAGAUUUUUAAAGUUUAUGAAUUCCAGAGUUUUCAAGAAAAUUCAAGCUUUGAAGACCUCACCUUCUAAGAAACGGUGCAAUUCCAUUGCUGCAUUAAAAGCGACCUCACAGGAGAUUGUGUCUUCAAUCAGCCAGGAAUGGAAGGAUGAGAAGAGAGAUUUGUUAACAGAAGGACAAAGUUUCAGCAGCCUUGAUGAAGAAGCACUGGGAUCGCGACACAGGCCUGACCUGGUGCCCAGCACCCCAUCGCUGUUCGAAGCUGCCUCUUUAGCAACCACAAUCUCAUCUUCUUCCUUAUAUGGCAGUGAACAGUGUCCACAUGACAGGACCACACUUUACUCAAACAGUAAAGGGUUGCCUUCCAGUUCAACAUUCACCUUGGAAGAGGGGACUAUCUACUUAACUGCUGAGCCGAACGCUCUGGAUAUGCAAGAUGACAAUGCCUCUGUGCUCGACGUCUACUUAUAAGUGAAAGUGGCGACCACCUAAGCACAUGAAUGGGACUGAACACAGUUGUGGGAGAGAAGCUUCUCCACUCCAGAGUUCUCCAGAAGAACUGGCCUGAGCUUCAGUAACAGGAAAAAUCAACUGGACCUGGAAGUGUGUGAGAUGUCAGGGGAGUCUGGUCCAGGGGCUGAUCAGCAGAUGGGAUGUGAAAAUACCACACUAUUCUAUUGUUGCUGUUGCUUGCUGACUGUGAAAAACUGCAUGAACUAUAUUUAAGUUGCUUUUCUAUACCAUCGCCAGUCACCUUUCUGGACCUGGAACUGCUGCUUUCCAACAGACUCUUGCAUUAUUUCAUUUCGCAUGCAUACAGUGAUUACACAUAAGCCACAUAAGUAUCUGCCUAUAUUUUUAAAACUCCAUCCAUGCAAAAUGAUAAAUAAGGUAUAAAUUCUCUUUCUUUACAAAAUUUCAAUCAUAGCCCAUGUCACUGGAAGUUUAAACUGGUUUCUUUUCAGGAUCAGUAUAUUAGGUCUGCCUAUACUUUAUAGAAAACUAGCUUCUAUAAAGAUUUUUUUCACUGUUUACUAGUGAAAUGAGAAAAGCAAAGCUAUUUAUAAAGGCCUUAUGUCAUGUGUAUACAUUGUCUUUGAAAUAUUUGUGAUUUAGUUUAUUGCUUGUAAAAGAGAAAUGAUGUAAUUUAUUUAGUAAAUACUACUGUAAACUAUAGUUUUAUUGAAAGAAAUAAAAUAUUUUGUUCUCAA